Molecule: messenger RNA, 3429 nt
Organism: Oncorhynchus masou masou (cherry salmon)
Lineage: Eukaryota; Metazoa; Chordata; Actinopteri; Salmoniformes; Salmonidae
Gene: ncaldb
Product: neurocalcin delta b
Exons: 4
Coding region: 225-803 (192 amino acids)
Biological process (GO): calcium-mediated signaling
Molecular function (GO): actin binding; calcium ion binding; tubulin binding
Source: RefSeq, a predicted model, not a curated record
AGGGCUAUGAGAAAUCUAUUGGACAGUGAGUUGAAGCAGCCUGACUGAGCCUUCUCUCUUUUCCCUGCCUGCUACCUGUUGCUGCUUCAACUUUUAACCCCCAACCGUCCUCCACCAAAGUUCCUGAAGCUGCAGCAACUCGCAAUUUGGGGCAUACCAUACAUGGACUACUAGAGAGUCUUCAACAGGACAGCAAGUAACCUAAAACCACCAAAACAUCUAAAAUGGGGAAGCAGAACAGCAAACUCCGCCCAGAGGUGAUGCAGGAUCUGCUGGAGAGCACGGACUUCACCGAAGCUGAGAUCCAGGAGUGGUAUAAGGGCUUCCUGAGAGACUGCCCCAGCGGGAACCUCUCCAUGGAGGAGUUUAAGAAGAUCUACGGUAACUUCUUCCCUUACGGAGACGCCUCCAAGUUCGCAGAGCACGUCUUCCGCACCUUCGACGCCAACGGGGACGGGACCAUAGACUUCCGGGAGUUCAUAAUUGCUCUGAGCGUUACGUCUCGCGGCCGCCUGGACCAAAAACUGAAGUGGGCCUUCAGCAUGUACGACCUGGACGGGAACGGAUACAUCAGCAAGGCAGAGAUGCUGGAGAUCGUACAGGCGAUCUACAAGAUGGUUUCCUCUGUCAUGAAAAUGCCGGAGGAUGAGUCGACACCUGAGAAACGCACAGACAAAAUCUUCAGGCAGAUGGACACAAAUCGUGAUGGUAAACUGUCUCUGGAGGAGUUUGUUGAGGGAGCAAAGAACGAUCCGUCUAUCGUGCGGCUGCUGCAGUGUGAUCCCAGCAGCGUAGGGCAGUAGAACAACCUACUGUCUGCAGGCAUCUAGUAUUAUUUAUUCAGGUCAAAGCAUUCUCCUUGAUUCACCCAGUAGUGACCAACGGCACAACAGAUCGACAUCGAGCAGAUCAAAAUGGACCCAAGCAGAGGACCCACAUACUGGACCAUCACAUACUAGACCAUCACAUACUGGACCAUCACAUACUGGACAUCACAUACUAGACCAUCACAUACUGGACCACCACAUACUGGACCAUCACAUACUGGACAUCACAUACUAGACCAUCACAUACUGGACCACCACAUACUGGACCAUCACAUACUGGACCAUCACAUACUGGACCAUCACAUACUGGACCAUUACAUACUGGACCAUUAUACUGGACCAUUAUACUGGACCAUCAAAUACUGGACCAUCGCUAACUGCACCAUCACAUACUGGGCCAUCACCUACUAGACCAUCACAUACUGGACCAUCACAUACUGGACAUCACAUACUAGACCAUCACAUACUGGACCACCACAUACUGGACCAUCACAUACUGGACCAUCACAUACUGGACCAUCACAUACUGGACCAUUACAUACUGGACCAUUAUACUGGACCAUUAUACUGGACCAUCAAAUACUGGACCAUCGCUAACUGCACCAUCACAUACUGGGCCAUCACCUACUAGACCAUCACAUACUGGACCAUCACAUACUGGACCAUCACAUACUGGACCAUCACAUACUGGACCAUCACAUACUGGACCAUUACAUAAUGGACCAUUAUACUGGACCAUUAUACUGGACCAUCAAAUACUGGACCAUCGCUAACUGCACCAUCACAUACUGGGCCAUCACCUACUAGACCAUCACAGACUGGACCAUCACAUACUGGACCAUCACAUACUGCAACAUCACAUGCUAGACCAUUAUACUGGACCAUCACAUACUGGACCAUCACAAACUAGACCAUCACAUACUAGACCAUGACAUACUAGACCACCACAUACUGCACCAUCACAUACUGGACCAUCACAUACUGCACCAUCACAUACUGGACCAUCACAUACUAGACCAUCACAUACUGGACCAUCACAUACUGCACCAUCACAUACUGCACCAUCACAUACUGGACCAUUAUACUGGACCAUCACAUACUGGACCAUCACAUACUGGAACAUUAUACUAGACCAUCACAUACUGCACCAUCACAUACUGCACCAUCACAUACUGGACCAUCACAUAUUGGACAAUCACAUACUGCAACAUCACAUACUGCACCAUCACAUACUGGACCAUUAUACUAGACCAUCACAUACUGGACCAUCACGUACUAGACCAUCACAUACUAGACCAUCACAUACUAGACCAUCACAUACUAGACCAACACAUACUGCACCAUCACAUACUGGACCGGACCAUCACAUACUAGACCAUCACAUACUGGACCAUCACAUACUGCGCCAUCAUAUACUAGACCAUCACAUACUGGACCAUCACAUACUGGACCAUCACAUACUGGACCAUUAUACUGGACCAUCACAUACUGGACCAUCACAUACUUGACCAUCAGAUACUAGACCAUCACAUACUGGACCAUCACAUACUGAACCAUCACAUCCUGGACCAUCACAUACUGGACCAUUACAUACUGGACCAUUAUACUGGACCAUUAUACUGGACCAUCACAUACUGGACCAUCGCUAACUGCACCAUCACAUACUGGGCCAUCACAUACUAGACCAUCACAUACUGGACCAUGACAUACUGGACCAUCGCAUAUUGCAUCAUCACAUACUAGACCAUUAUACUGGACCAUCACAUACUGGACCAUCACAUACUAGACCAUCACAUACUAGACCAUGACAUACUGGACCAUCACAUACUGCACCAUCACAUACUGGACCAUCACAUACUGCACCAUCACAUACUGGACCAUCACAUACUAGACCAUCACAUACUGGACCAUCACAUACUGCACCAUCACAUACUGCACCAUCACAUACUGGACCAUUAUACUGGACCAUCACAUACUGGACCAUCACAUACUGGAAAAUUAUACUAAACCAUCACAUACUGCACCAUCACAUACUGGACCGGACAAUCACACACUGGACCAUCACACACUGGACCAUCAUAUACUGGACCAUCACAUACUGCGCCAUCACAUACUAGACCAUCACAUACUGGACCAUCACAUACUGGACCAUCACAUACUAGACCAUCACAUACUGGACCAUCACAUACUAGACCAUCACAUUCUGGACCAUCACAUACUAGACCAUCACAUACUGGACCAUCACAUACUGGACCAUCACAUACUAGACCAUCACAUACUGGACCAUCAUAGACAUUCAUUGUAUUCUAAUGGUUACAGUUAGGAUCAAGGUUUACUAUUUUGAUCCAAGAUCAGUGGUGAAGGGCUGUUUCCACUUAAAGCCAAGAAACACAAUUCUGCCAUGAGGAACUGAACUGAAAGGAGGGAGAAAAGUAUUGGAGAAACAUGACACCAGAUGGAAGCUAUUGAUCUCCCCUACUGUAGAUGGAAGCUAUUGAUCUCCCCUACUGUAGAUGGAAGCUAUUGAUCUCCCCUACUGUAGAUGGAAGCUAUUAAUCUCCCCUACUGUAGAUGGAAGCUAUUGAUCUCCCCUACUGUAGAU